AUGUCGGCGAAGCCUACGAGCAAGACCUUCGGAAAGUCGACCCGAGACGUGGUCGCAGCAGAGGAUAAGGCCAAGAAGUGGUAUCCCGCUGACGAUGAUGCCGAGAGCAAGAAGUCUGCUAACAGUGGAAAAUCACAGGUUCGCAAGGCUGUCCGAUCUUGGACUCCUCGCAAGUCCCUUCAACCCGGUACUGUCCUCAUCCUCCUCGCUGGCCGCUUCCGUGGCAAGCGUGUCAUCCUCCUGAAGUCCCUCGACCAGGGUGUCCUCCUCGUCACCGGCCCCUUCAAGAUCAACGGUGUCCCUCUCCGACGAGUCAACUCCCGAUACGUCAUCGCCACCUCUUACAAGGUCGACAUCUCCGGCCUCGACGAGAAGAAGAUUGAGGAGAUCUCUCAGCCCAAGUACUUCACCGCCGAGAAGGCCAAGGAGAAGGCUGGUGAGGAGGCUUUCUUCAAGCAGGGAGAGAAGCCCCAGAAGAAGGAGGUCAACAGCAGCCGCGCCGCCGACCAGAAGGCUAUCGACAAGGCUCUGAUUGCCAACAUCAAGAAGGUUGAUAUGCUGGCUUCUUACCUCUCUUCCUCUUUCAGCUUGAGGAAGGGUGACAAGCCCCACGAGAUGGCCUGGUAA
Molecule: messenger RNA, 627 nt
Organism: Fusarium coffeatum
Lineage: Eukaryota; Fungi; Ascomycota; Sordariomycetes; Hypocreales; Nectriaceae
Exons: 3
Coding region: 1-627 (208 amino acids)
Biological process (GO): ribosomal large subunit assembly; cytoplasmic translation
Cellular component (GO): cytosolic large ribosomal subunit; ribosome
Molecular function (GO): RNA binding; structural constituent of ribosome
Source: RefSeq, a predicted model, not a curated record